AGCCACUGCCCCACCUCCCACCUCGGCCGGCAGGGGGCUGUGCUUUCCCAAGGGGUGCUGCGACCUCAAAUGCUGCGACCCCAAAUGGUGCGUCCCCAAAAGGGCACGGCACGGCUAUAGCCCCGGCAGCGUUCCAGCGGCUGCGGCUCCGGGGACAUGGCCAACACCGCGCUCGUGCCCUGGGUGCUGCUCUGGCUGCUGGCGGCGGUGGGUUCGGCCGCCCGGGCACGGACGCGCCGGGAGUUAUCCCCGGGUUUGUACGAGCACGGCGUGUUCGAUGCCGGCGGGUCCUACUGCCAACGCGGGGACGUCUGCUGCCGCGGGCGCGACGACGGCUGCACCGUGCCCUACCUCGACACCAUCUGCUACUGCGACCUCUUCUGCAACCGCACCGUCUCCGACUGCUGCCCCGACUUCUGGGAGUACUGCCUGGGCAUCCCGGCCCCGUUCCCGAAAGCGCCAGGCUGUGCUCGCUCCGGUCGCACCUAUCCCAGCGGGGCCACGUACCGGGACAACUGCAACCUGUGCACCUGCAGCCCUGGAGGGCAGUGGCAGUGCGAGGAGCACGCGUGCCUCAUGGACGGGGACCUCAUCGAUGCCGUCAAUAGGGGAAAUUACGGGUGGAGAGCAGCCAACUAUAGCCAGUUUUGGGGCAUGACGCUGGAGGACGGGAUGCGCUACCGCCUGGGCACCUUCCGGCCACCCCCCACCGUCAUGAACAUGAAUGAGAUGCACAUGGCCAUGGACUCCAACGAGGUUCUGCCCCGCCACUUUGAUGCAGCCACCAAAUGGCCCGGGAUGAUCCACGAGCCCCUGGACCAGGGCAACUGCGCCGGCUCCUGGGCCUUCUCCACGGCAGCCGUCGCCUCCGACCGCAUCUCCAUCCAUUCCAUGGGGCACAUGACGCCCUCCCUGUCGCCCCAAAACCUCCUGUCCUGUGACACGCGCAACCAGCGGGGCUGCAGCGGGGGCCGUCUGGAUGGAGCCUGGUGGUACCUGCGCAGGAGGGGGGUGGUGACAGAUGAGUGCUACCCCUUCACCAGCCAGGACAGCCAGCCCGCCGCACAGCCCUGCAUGAUGCACAGCCGCUCCACAGGCCGGGGCAAGCGGCAGGCCACAGCACGCUGCCCCAACCCCCAGACCCACGCCAACGACAUCUACCAGUCCACCCCCGCCUACCGCCUGGCCCCCAGCGAGAAGGAGAUCAUGAAGGAGCUGAUGGAGAACGGCCCUGUGCAAGCCAUCCUGGAGGUGCACGAGGACUUCUUCCUGUACAAGAGUGGGAUCUAUCGGCACACAGCGGUGGCUGAGGGGAAGGGGCCGAAGCACCAACAGCAUGGCACACACUCAGUGAAAAUCACAGGGUGGGGGGAGGAGCAGCUGCCCGAUGGCCAGGUCCAAAAGUACUGGACUGCAGCCAACUCGUGGGGCAGAGCGUGGGGUGAGGACGGGCAUUUCCGCAUCGCACGCGGCGUCAACGAGUGUGAGGUGGAGAGCUUCGUGGUGGGCGUGUGGGGCCGGGUCAGCGUGGAGGACAUGCCCCACAAGUGAGCGCCCCACAAGUGAGCGCCCCGGCACCGCAGACCCCACGGAGCUGUCCUUGUCCCUGCCCUGCCCUGCGGUCCCCCCCCCGGCCCCAUCUCCAGCGGGGGCACCCCAGGUCGGACCCCUCGUGCCGCCGGGUGCUGACGCAGCAGCCGGGUGCAGUGGGCCGUGCAUGGGGCGUGGGGCCGGGCCGGGGGGCAUCGCAGUGCCUGUGGGACGGAGGAUUUACUCACUAAUCCAGCCCGGGCUCAGCCGGCUUUGUUGGCAGCCGGGGGCUCUUCAAAGGCAGCCACCCCUACGCCGGGCGUCUGAGCCCCCCCCGGUCAUGUACGUAGGGCAGCAGGUGCUGUAGGACCCCCCCAGGUGCAGCACAGCUCCUGCAGAGCCCUCUGUCUGCCCCCGUGGAGCUGGAGGGGGUAAAAUGCUACAGCACUGGGCUGCAUCCGAGUGCCCAGCGAUGGAGGAGCCCAGGGCUGGGUGCUACCAGCUAGGGAUGGGGUCUCUGCGGCUCCCUCCCGCCCGUCCCCAUGGUGCUAAGGCCCCGGGGCAGGGAAACAGCCCCUACAACCAGCCCUGGGGUCCCCAGACCCCCCCCGUGUCCCCACCCCUGCCGUGGGGCCACAGGAGGGACCAGAGUUGCCACACAGCCUCACCUAAUCUGCACCCCCACCCCCCACUCUGUCCCCACCAGGCUGUACUUUUAAGACCCUUUUUUGUAUUUAUUUUGCUUUUUAUUAUUUGUAAAUAAAACUCCUGGAAGUCUCCUCCUC
Messenger RNA from Gallus gallus (chicken), 2315 nucleotides. RefSeq names its product tubulointerstitial nephritis antigen like 1 (gene TINAGL1). Lineage: Eukaryota; Metazoa; Chordata; Aves; Galliformes; Phasianidae. Gene Ontology annotation, cellular component: lysosome. Gene Ontology annotation, biological process: proteolysis. Gene Ontology annotation, molecular function: peptidase inhibitor activity; cysteine-type peptidase activity. The record is from RefSeq and is a predicted model, not a curated record. The transcript is spliced from 12 exons. Bases 157 to 1551 code for a protein of 464 amino acids.